Messenger RNA from Macrobrachium nipponense, 2070 nucleotides. RefSeq lists its product as uncharacterized. The record is from RefSeq and is a predicted model, not a curated record. NCBI's taxonomy places the organism in Eukaryota, Metazoa, Arthropoda, Malacostraca, Decapoda, Palaemonidae. Gene Ontology annotation, cellular component: PAN complex; P-body. The transcript has 14 exons. Gene Ontology annotation, molecular function: protein binding; poly(A)-specific ribonuclease activity. Gene Ontology annotation, biological process: nuclear-transcribed mRNA poly(A) tail shortening.
AUGAAUGAACUGCAAUCAGGCUUUACCCACAAAGGAGAGGAAAUCGAUAAUUUAUAUACUUACAAUACUUGCAUACAAGAAACGUACAGAAGAAAGGGCCCAUUAUUUGUAGUAUCAAUAGACUUCCAAAAAGCAUUUGACUCAGUUAAUAGAAAAAAGCUCAUUGAGGUCAUGAUGAAAAAAUAUAGGCUGCAUGCAGAAGGCCAUGUGACUUCAUAUUACAGCUCAGAACUAAUGAAGUAUACUUCAUUUCAAGUACAUGAUACAGAGGAGAUAAGAGAUAUUCUGUCAAUAGAGCCAGGUAUUCUUGUUCUUACUCCCACAUCACUUCAUCUACGAACAAGACAAGGAAUGCACACACUAGUUCAUACAUCUCCUCAGUUAGAGAACAUGCAGUGCAUGUUGCAGUUGGCAGAUAACUUUAAUCAUAGGCUUUUAAUGGGAGGGCACCAAAGUACCUUAAUUGAAUAUGACUUGAUGCGUUUUGAAGAGACUGUUUUGCAUGAUGUAGGUGAAAAUGGAUGUGCCAUUCUUCGUGAUCAUCCAAGGUUUGUGUGUUGUGGUGAUGUUUCUGGGAGAAUCAGCUUGAAAGAUCCGAGGACCAUGCGACAGGAGCAUUCCUUUCAAGCACAUAGUGGCAUUCUUUCAGAUUUUGAUGUUUUAGGAAAUUAUAUCGCAACCUGUGGGUUCUCAAACAGCUGUGGCCCCACAACAUUUUUACGAUUUAUGCCUGGGUUAUCCUCAUGUCUUGCUGUUAUUGGACCACAGGGCCAGUGGCAGCUAAUGGAUGCUGGACGACCAGACAGUGCUAUAAUUGGCCAUUACCAUGCAAACAUUGCUCCAACAGGUGAUAUAACUUCCCUUGAUGUAUCAACUUCAUCACAAGCAAUUGUCAUGGGGGACAACUGUGGAUCAUUGCAUCUUUUUACAUCUUGUACCAAGCCAGUCUUCAACAAUUUUUCACAGGAGACCACACUACCUGAUGUCCCAGAGCAGACUCAAACAAUGCCAUUAACAGAUGUGACGAGCUCUUUGUCAUCCGUUCCCAUUUUUUAUCCAAGUAGCCCAAUGUUGUCUGAUUGGCCUGAGCAAUAUAUGAAGGUGCGAUACAGACUGAUAUACAUUGUUGAAUUUUUGAAGAAAAUAUUGUUGACUGAGGUGAAAGAGAAGCAGAAAGAGGAGAAAAAGAAUGCUGAAGUUAAAAAAAGAUAGUGAAGACAAAGAAAAUAAAAUGACCGUUCAGCAGCUGUUACAGGAAGUCCAUCAACACCUUCAAAAAGGAAUGCAUAUCCUGAGAGUCCUGCGCAGCACACACCUAAUGCACGCCCUUGUAGAUAUGGUACUUCAUGCACUCGUUCUGAUUGCCGUUUUGGACAUCCAGGACGUGAUACUGCAGAUGGUCAGCAGCCUGCUCACAUAUUAAGCUUACUGGAUCAAACAAUGGAGCAUUCUUGGGUUCCAUUUGGCAUGAGGGCAAAGCUUAAUGAAAAUGGAACAGUAACUCUUAAAGAUAUACCAAAAGCUAAGCUUGAAGAAUCGGUUGAUAAUGAAGAUGGAGUUGUCUAUGAACUUGUAGGGGUAGUUUCUCACAUUGGAGAUCCUCGCUUUCCAGACAAAAAUAACUUGGUGGCAUGUAUCAAAGUGGGCCCUACAUAUCAUGUACGAGCCAAAGUGUCAUCUGUGUCACAUUGGUAUUUAUUUAAUGACGUCAGUAUUCAGCCAAUUGCUGCUGAGGAAGCAGUGUGGUUCCCAUGUGGUUGGAAAGUACCUUGUGUCCUGUAUUGGCAACGACGUCAUAUUCCUUCAGCGCUCGAAAAAAUAGAACCAGGUAAUCCAAUAACUAGUGAUGUUUUUGGAGAAGAUAAGUCACUGGCGCAAAGAGGAAGAAAACGAAUCACUUUUACACCUCUCACAGCAGAUGAAAUGCCAGGCGAAGGUGACUUGGUUGCAAUGGAUGCAGAGUUUGUUAAUUUACAUCAGGAAGAAGCAGAAAUUCGUAGCGACGGCACAAGAACAACUAUAAAGCCAUCUCAGAAGUCUGUUGCCAGAAUAACUUGCAUUAGAGGGUAA